Messenger RNA from Galeopterus variegatus (Sunda flying lemur), 2775 nucleotides. Its product is annotated as integrin alpha-11. The record is from RefSeq and is a predicted model, not a curated record. Lineage: Eukaryota; Metazoa; Chordata; Mammalia; Dermoptera; Cynocephalidae. Gene Ontology annotation, molecular function: integrin binding. The annotation marks the transcript as partial. Gene Ontology annotation, biological process: cell adhesion mediated by integrin; cell-cell adhesion; cell-matrix adhesion. The transcript is spliced from 22 exons. Gene Ontology annotation, cellular component: integrin complex; external side of plasma membrane.
AUGGAGCGAUGGAGCCGGACUUUCAUUUUUGAUGACCCUGACUCCGAGAGGAACUCAUCACUCAGUCCUUCAGCUUGCAGCCCGCUCUGGUCUCACGAGUGUGGGAGCUCCUACUACACCACAGGGAUGUGUUCGAGAGUCAACUCCAACUUCAGGUUCUCCAAGACCGUGGCCCCAGCUCUGCAAAGGUGCCAGACCUACAUGGAUAUUGUCAUUGUUCUGGACGGCUCCAACAGCAUCUACCCCUGGGUGGAGGUUCAGCACUUCCUCAUCAACAUCCUGAAGAAGUUUUACAUUGGCCCAGGACAGAUCCAGGUUGGAGUUGUUCAGUAUGGAGAAGAUGUGGUACAUGAGUUUCACCUCAAUGACUACAGGUCUGUAAAAGAUGUGGUGGAAGCUGCCAGCCACAUUGAGCAGAGAGGAGGAACAGAGACCCGGACAGCAUUUGGCAUCGAAUUUGCUCGCUCAGAGGCUUUCCAGAAGGGCGGAAGGAAAGGGGCCAAGAAGGUGAUGAUUGUCAUCACAGAUGGGGAGUCCCACGACAGCCCAGACCUGGAGAAGGUGAUCCAGCAAAGCGAAAGGGACAACGUAACCAGAUACGCCGUGGCUGUCCUGGGCUACUACAACCGCAGGGGGAUCAAUCCAGAAACUUUUCUAAAUGAAAUCAAAUACAUCGCCAGCGACCCUGAUGACAAGCAUUUCUUCAAUGUCACUGAUGAGGCAGCCCUGAAGGACAUCGUUGAUGCCCUGGGGGACAGGAUCUUCAGCCUGGAAGGCACCAACAAGAACGAAACCUCCUUCGGGCUGGAGAUGUCGCAGACAGGCUUUUCCUCGCACGUGGUGGAGGACGGGAUUCUGCUGGGAGCUGUGGGUGCCUAUGACUGGAAUGGAGCUGUGCUAAAGGAAACAAGUGGAGGGAAGGUCAUUCCUCACCGCGAGUCCUACCUGAAAGAGUUCCCCGAGGAGCUCAAGAACCAUGGCGCCUACCUGGGGUACACAGUGACAUCGGUCGUGUCCUCCAGGCAGGGGCGGGUGUAUGUGGCCGGAGCCCCCCGGUUCAACCACACGGGCAAAGUCAUCCUGUUCACCAUGCACAACAACCGGAGCCUCACCAUCCACCAGGCUCUGCGGGGCGAGCAGAUAGGCUCUUACUUCGGGAGUGAGAUCACCUCGGUGGACAUUGAUGGGGAUGAAGUGACUGAUGUCCUGCUGGUGGGCGCACCCAUGUAUUUCAGCGAGGGCCGCGAGCGGGGCAAGGUGUACGUCUACAACCUGAGACAGAACCGGUUUGUUUAUAAUGGAACGCUGAAGGAUUCCCACAGUUACCAGAAUGCCCGAUUUGGGUUCUCCAUCGCCUCGGUUCGUGACCUCAACCAGGACUCCUACAACGAUGUGGUGGUGGGGGCCCCUUUGGAGGACAGCCAUGGGGGUGCCAUCUACAUCUUCCACGGCUUCCAAGGCAGCAUCCUGAAGAAGCCCAAGCAGAGAGUCACCGCGUCAGAGCUGGCUCCCGGCCUCCAGUAUUUUGGCUGCAGCAUCCAUGGACAACUGGACCUCAAUGAGGAUGGGCUUGUCGACCUGGCCGUGGGCGCCCUUGGCAACGCUGUGCUUUUGUGGUCCCGCCCCGUGGUUCAGAUCAAUGCCAGCCUCCAUUUCGAGCCAUCCAAGAUCAACAUCUUCCACCGGGACUGCAAGCGCAGCGGCAGGGACGCCACCUGCCUGGCCGCCUUCCUCUGCUUCACGCCCGUCUUCCUGGCACCCCAUUUCCAAACAGCAACUGUCGGCAUCAGAUACAAUGCCACCAUGGACGAGAGACGGUACACACCGCGGGCCCACCUGGACGAGGGUGGGGACCGAUUCACCAACAGGGCUGUCCUGCUCUCCUCCAGCCAGGAGCACUGUGAAAGGAUCAGCUUUCAUGUCCUGGACACUGCUGACUACGUGAAGCCAGUGACCUUCUCGGUUGAGUAUUCCCUGCAGGACCCCGAGCACGGCCCCAUGCUAGACGACGGCUGGCCCACUACCCUCAGAGUCUCGGUGCCCUUCUGGAACGGCUGCAAUGAGGAUGAGCAUUGUGUCCCUGACCUCGUGCUGGAUGCCCGGAGCGACCUGCCCACGGCCAUGGAGUACUGCCAGAGGGUGCUGCGGAAGCCAGCGCAGGACUGCUCCGCAUACACACUGUCCUUUGACACCACGGUUUUCAUCAUAGAGAGCAUGCGCCGGCGGGUGGCGGUGGAGGCCGUGCUGGAGAACAGGGGCGAGAACGCCUACAGCACAGUCCUAAAUAUCUCACAGUCAGCAAAUCUGCAGUUUGCCAGCUUGAUCCAGAAGGAGGACUCCGACGGCAGCAUCGAGUGCGUGAACGAGGAGAGGAGACUCCACAAGAAAGUCUGCAAUGUCAGCUACCCCUUCUUUCGGGCCAAGGCCAAGGUGGCUUUCCGUCUAGAUUUUGAGUUCAGCAAAUCCGUCUUCCUGCACCACCUGGAGAUCCAGCUCACCACGGGCAGUGACAGCGAAGAGCAGGACAGCACCAAGGAAGACAACAUGGCCCUACUACGUUUCCAUCUCAAAUAUGAGGCCGAGGUGCUCUUCACCAGGAGCAGCAGCCUGAGCCACUACGAGGUCAAGCCCAAUAGCUCUCUGGACAGAUAUGAUGGCACUGGGCCUCCUUUCAACUGCAUUUUCAAGGUGAACACGUCCUGUAACAUCUGGGGGAACAGCACUGAGUACCGGCCUGCCCCCACGGAGGAGGACUUGAGCCGUGCCCCACAGCUG